AUGUACAAAGUCGGGUUGGUUCAAACCCCGUACAGUGAAUAUCGGAGGACCCGAUCAUGUAAUCCGGGUUCUUACUGCACUCCCCAAGUGAAGCCCAUUUCCCGCAGUUCUCAUUUCCCAACAAUCUUGUCAAAGGAGUCAACGUGUAUCCACUUUGUAGCUGACCACUUUUCGCCCUCGUCCACUGGGCAUCCCGCGUGGAGGCUCCCAGGGUCUGGGACAGCGCUCGGGAGAAGACUGAAAAACAGAAGUGCGUCCCCUUUGCGUGGCUUCACUUUUGUUUUUGCCCACCUGAAGGACCUUGUCGUCCACACUCAGAUAAAUCUAUAUCUGUCGAGACAGACCUACGUCGAGGAGACUCCUGCAUGUAUGAUUUUGUACAAAGAGAACAUUGGCAAGCCAUGGUGGGAUUUUGCAGCACUGACUGGCAUAUUAUACUCUAAACGCAAAACUAAUAAACCAUGGGAGUUUGAUGAUAAUGAGGAAGUGAAGAAAGUGGAGGCAUGA
This is a messenger RNA of Striga asiatica, 507 nucleotides long. The record is from the annotation of a GenBank genome assembly. NCBI's taxonomy places the organism in Eukaryota, Viridiplantae, Streptophyta, Magnoliopsida, Lamiales, Orobanchaceae.